This is a messenger RNA of Osmia lignaria (orchard mason bee), 1996 nucleotides long. RefSeq lists its product as uncharacterized. Lineage: Eukaryota; Metazoa; Arthropoda; Insecta; Hymenoptera; Megachilidae. The record is from RefSeq and is a predicted model, not a curated record.
ACGAAUGAACUAGAGAAAGAAAUGAUAAUUUAAUAAAUCGACUAUUUGACACAUUGCGUUACAAGGUACAACAAUCGCUCGAAGCAUGGUUCAAGGACAUUGGUCGAGUUCCCUCCGAAAUUUUCGAAUAACAUUUGCUGUUUUAAAAUUAUCUUGACAAUAACCGAUGGGAUUACUAUAAUAUCUUUGAUGAUAAGAUGAGACAAACGGAAAUAAACAACGAACUUGUUCUGUUAAGGCAACCUGUUCAUCAGGCUCGUAUCUGUGUGGUAAGUAAGUUGAUCAGAGAAGCUAAAAAAUUACGCACUUAUCGUGGUAAUGAGAAACAACUGGAGAAGAACAAGACUAAAUCGGAUAAACUAUUGAGGGAAGUAUUUGCGUUAAAGCAUAUUAAGGAUGAUGAUAUAUCAACAUUUGGAAUAAUUAAUUUUGAACAUUUGCAAGAUAUAUUAAAAAAUCCUCGUACAGACGAAGGAACUAGAGCUAUGAUCAAAGUUGCCCGAUAUAAGUGUUUACAUGAGAGAAUAGUAGAAUUUAUGGAGAAAUUUCCAGAUUACAGUGAAUACAUUUCUUGGAAGAAAAAAAAGCGUCCAUCGAAAAGGAAAGGAAGUAAUUCUAUAGAUGAUGACCUAGAAGAGAAUCCAAAACGAUCAAGAAAAGAUACAAACACUGUAAAAGUCAGCACGCAAAAGAGAGGCAAUAAGAACAUAGACAGUACCGGUACUACCAAUCAUUUGCAAUGUACUACUCGUCAACAGAAGAAGAUCAAUGAACAGUCUAUGAAACUAUCAAAAGAAUCAGUAGAACAAAAGUUGGAAGGGGAAGAGUCGAAAUCAGUUGCUAAAGUUAUAAGUAAGGAAGCUGCUGUUAAAAGAUUUGCAGAAGUGUUGCAAGAAACAGAUAGAAAGGAGGAAGCUAGCGAGCACGAAGAGAAUAACAAUGAACAAUCGUCGAACGAUGCAGGAGAAUGUAGAAAAAGUACGGAUGACUUUUUCCUGAGCUCGGACGAAGCCGGUUCAAGCGUUACAGUCAUCCCUGCGGAGAGGAACGAGGAUCGUACCUCUGACAUUGAUCAUCGGGCAUUUAAGGCGCUUCGCAUAAGAAGCAAAGACGAGAAAUUCUCUAAAGAUAAAGGGGAAAUAGGAAGUGGUAAAGAUAUUUCUUAUGGUCCGAGUAAUACAAGAAAAACAAACGUUACGCAUUCUAAACAAAACAGGGAUGUGCGCGUUAAGAAUAAUCCUGUUAAGAGAAACGUUGAGAGCGACUCCACUAAGACAGAAGAUGAAAACCUGCAUCCUUCGUGGGUAGCGAGGAGGAAGCAGCAAGAAAUUCUGAAACAAGGUUUCCAAGGGAAAAAAAUUAAGUUUGACGAAGAUUAAGCAAAUUAAUUUCAGUAUAUUUAUUACUGUAUCAGCAUCUUUUUAUUGUAUACCUAGAAUAGAAAAUGGUCCUGUUUUAAUUCCAUUGGGCGGAAGGUUCCUUUCUUCCCUUUUAAUCCUGUACCUCUUUGUAUUCGAUGAUAGGAAUUACAGAAAACAUUACAGUGUGAUUAUUCUUUUUCAUUGAAAUAUUUAAUUAUAAUUUGAAAUCGUACAAAACGGGUAGGAUCAUUUACAAUGUUAGUUAUGCAGACAUUAAAGGUGCAUUUGAUGAAAUUUUAUCCGCGUCCAGCGCUCAAAUAGGAUUCGUACGAUCUUUAAAAGAUACGCAUUUAAUCGUGGUAUAAUUCACGUUUAAGAUGAUCGAUGCAAUGUUAUUCUGUUCUAGUCGAAGAAACGUUAGCUCACAGAACUUAACGAUCAGACUGUAAUUAAUCGAGAAGUGAAUCAUGUUAAUCAUAGGGAAUUAGUCUUUUAAGUUUAAGGCGAGUUCUUUUCAGACUUUCAAUAUGUUGUAUAUCGAAGUAGAUGUUAAGUUAUGCAAAUGCAUAGGAAACGAAAUCGUUUUUUUUACAUGUACUUGUCUAAUUCUGAAAAUAAAUUAUAAUAGGAAUAAA